GAAAGGGGUGGGUUUGCGAAGGCGCCUCGGUGGUGGCGGGGGCGGCCUGCGAAGGUAUCAUGGCUGCAGCCACCGAGCUUAGUCGCCCGGGCAUCGGUGACAGGAGCCUGGAAAUGAGCGGCAGCCCUAGCCCCUCCCAAGAGGUGCUCUGUGAAGUCUUUCGUUCCUGGCAGACCUUGGCGGGACAACUUAACCUCAGAGAUGAUGUGGUGAAAAUUACAAUCGAUUGGAACAAGCUCCAGAGUCUCUCGGCAUUGCAGCCUGCUUUGCUCUUUAGUGCACUUGAACAACACGUUUUGUAUUUACAGCCCUUUUUAGCAAAACUUCAGCCUCUGAUUAAAGAGGAGGAUAUAACUGUUGUUGAAGAGAAAGGAAAAGCAGAAACAGGGAACAAGGAUGAAGUCAAUGCCAGAUUUCCCGUUGAUGGCCUCCAAGAGGAAGAAAAGCACAAAGAUUGUGAUUUAGGAGAUGUGAAAAAAAUGCAGAUUCAUUUUGAUCCAGAAGUAGUCCAAAUAAAGGCUGGAAAAGCAGAAAUUGACAGACGAAUAUCUGCAUUUAUUGAAAGAAAACAAGCUGAAAUCAAUGAAAAUAACGUCAGGGAAUUUUGCAAUGUUAUUGAUUGUAACCAAGAAAAUAGCUGUGCAAGGACUGAUGCUGUUUUUACCCCUUACCCUGGAUUUAAAAGUCAUGUGAAAGUUUCUAGAGUUGUGAAUACAUAUGGACCCCAGACUAGACCUGAGGGAACUCAAGGGCCAGGUCACAAACCUAACAGCCUGCUCCGUGAUUGUGGUAAUCAGGCGGUGGAAGAACGGCUACAGAACAUUGAAGCUCACUUGCGGUUGCAGACAGGUGGUCCAGUGCCAAGGGACAUUUACCAGAGAAUUAAAAAGCUUGAGGAUAAAAUCCUUGAAUUGGAAGGUAUCUCUCCUGAAUAUUUCCAGUCUGUGAACUUUUCUGGAAAAAGAAGAAAAGUUCAGCCACCCCAACAGAACUAUUCACUGGCUGAACUUGAUGAGAAAAUUAGUGCCCUCAAACAAGCCCUGCUCAGAAAAUCAAGAGAAACAGAAUCCAUGGCAACUCACCACCUUCCAUGAGAAGCGACUCCACCUGUCACAUUCUUUGCUUAUGUGUGUAGCACACGUAGUGCGGGUCAGUGAAUGGCUGCGCAGAUCUUUACUCGUGUAGGCAUUUUGUUCUGAAGUCAAGAGUCAUUUUCAUGUGAGUUCAGCGGUACUCUUCAUGUAUGCCAGUGCAUUUUGAACUAAUGCAUUUUUAAAACCGCAUUUUUAAAACUUAUUCCCUUCUGUUUUAAAGGAGGUAUUUUGGAAAUUGAAAAAUGUGGUAUGAAAGUUUGUCUUUUUUGUGAAAGUUCAAAAGUUCAUCCUUCUCCAGGAAAAAAAAAAUACUCAUUUUCAAUAAUGAAAUUCAGAAGAUCUCUGUAGUAUCAGUGUUAGUUUAUUAGUGUAAGUCAGUACCUUGUACAUAAUAAGUAUUCAGUGGAAAUUUAACUGAAAUAAAUUUUAAAUGACCACAUACACUUUUUUUUAAAUGUCAAUAACAGUAGAUUCCGCCUUUGUCUCUUUGUUGGCUGUGUGACCUUGAGUAAUGAACUUGAGCUCUCUCUGUGGAAUUAAUAUCAUUAUUUGUAAAAUGAGAAUCACAAUAGUAGAACCUAUCAUUGUGAAAAAAUAGUUACCAUCAUGCUUGCAUAGUGUUUGAAAUAAUGACCCAAAUUUAGUGCUCAGUAAAUACUAGUAAUGGUUACAUAGAAUGCAUCUGUUUUGGGAAAAUAGUAAAGAUUUUACAAAUUAUACUCCUUUCUCUUGAGA
This is a messenger RNA of Sorex fumeus (smoky shrew), 1829 nucleotides long. RefSeq names its product MAP3K12 binding inhibitory protein 1 (gene MBIP). The transcript has 9 exons. The coding region runs from base 60 to 1094 and encodes 344 amino acids. Lineage: Eukaryota; Metazoa; Chordata; Mammalia; Eulipotyphla; Soricidae. The record is from RefSeq and is a predicted model, not a curated record. Gene Ontology annotation, cellular component: cytosol.